This is a messenger RNA of Leptidea sinapis, 1002 nucleotides long. Its product is annotated as octopamine receptor beta-1R-like. The transcript has 2 exons. Gene Ontology annotation, molecular function: octopamine receptor activity. Lineage: Eukaryota; Metazoa; Arthropoda; Insecta; Lepidoptera; Pieridae. Gene Ontology annotation, biological process: adenylate cyclase-activating adrenergic receptor signaling pathway. Gene Ontology annotation, cellular component: membrane. The record is from RefSeq and is a predicted model, not a curated record. The coding region runs from base 220 to 1002 and encodes 260 amino acids.
GAUAGGAGUGUUUUCAAAUACGAAAAGCCUCUCUUAAAAUAGUCCGCAGUUGAAAAGAGUAGGCUUGAGUCUUACAAAUGACCGCUAAGUGUAUUUCUGUGUUUCGAUCAUAAACUGAAAAGUAACGAGAUUCUCGACACAAUGGCAAGCUCGUCGUCGAAGCUACGCACGAACGGCCCUUUUACCACUACAAAAGAAAUAACUUAGGAAAUCUAAAACAUGAGAUUUGAUAUCGUAUUGAACGAAAACUUUACUUUGGACUUCCGAGAGCUAUCCACAUCAAUGUAUCUAACAGACGGGUUCAUAAACCGAUCACUCGAAAUCAACGUGUCAACAAAUGAUUUUGUGUAUACAAAUCAGUUCAAAGAUGAGCCUAUUUUCGUAGUUAUUGCAAUCCUAAAGUGUGUUAUUAUGCUUUUUAUCAUAACAGCGGCAAUAUUUGGCAAUCUUCUUGUAAUUGUGUCAGUAAUGAGGCAUAGAAAGCUGCGAGUAAUAACGAACUAUUUUGUCGUUUCCCUCGCUUUGGCGGAUAUGCUUGUAGCUAUAUGGGCCAUGUGUUUUAACUUCAGCGUUGAAAUAACAAAUGGCGAAUGGCUCUUUGGAUACUUCAUGUGUGAUGUUUGGAACUCUUUGGAUGUAUACUUCUCUUCGGCGUCCAUUUUGCAUCUAUGCUGUAUCAGCGUGGACAGAUAUUACGCAAUAGUUCAACCAUUGGAUUACCCAUUGAUUAUGACAACUGGUCGACUUGGAGUAAUGCUGGCUGUUGUCUGGUCCUGCCCAGCACUGGUGUCCUUCCUGCCAAUAUUUAUGGGCUGGUAUUCCACUGUGGAGCAUUUGGAUUUCCGGAAGAAGCAUCCAAAAGUGUGCAGUUUUACUGUGAAUAAAAUCUAUGCAGUGAUUUCGAGUAGUGUAAGCUUUUGGAUUCCUGGAGUGAUAAUGCUGUUUAUGUACUACAGGAUAUAUGUGGAAGCGGACAGACAGGAGAGAAUGUUAUACAGGUAA